Striga asiatica is the source of this 1062-nucleotide messenger RNA. NCBI's taxonomy places the organism in Eukaryota, Viridiplantae, Streptophyta, Magnoliopsida, Lamiales, Orobanchaceae. The record is from the annotation of a GenBank genome assembly.
AGGCAAGGGGCAUAAACGGAAAACAAAAGUACAACGUGAGAAACAAGGCCGAAACCCUCUCUUCACCUCUACGAUCCUCAACGGUGUUAGCCUGAUAAAACACACGUUCUAUAUAUCUUCUUGUUUCUCUGCAUAAUCUCACCAUAUUAGGUGCGCCAAAGGUAAAAACUUAAUAUCUUUUGUGUAAAUCCAACUGAUAAAGAUGGAGGAAAUCACAGAGGGAGUCACCAACAUCAACAUCGCUGGGGAUUCUCAGAAGAAGAACCGAAUCCAAGUCUCCAACACCAAAAAGCCUCUUUUUUUCUACGUCAAUCUCUCCAAGAGGUACAUGCAGCAGCACAGUGAGGUGGAGCUUUCUGCCCUGGGAAUGGCAAUUUCCACUGUUGUGAGUGUUGCCGAGAUCUUGAAGAAUAAUGGAUUUGCAGUGGAAAAGAAGAUCACGACAUCCACUGUUGAAAUCAGAGAUGAAUCAAGGGGGCGACCUAUCUCAAAAGCCAAAAUUGAGAUAGUUCUGGGAAAGACCGAAAAAUUUGAUGAGUUGAUGGCAGCUGCUGCUGAAGAAAGAGCUGGAGACGGAGAAGAGCAGACUUAAAGGAAUGGUUUGUUGGAAACCCUUAUUGUUGUUUGUCACCAGUUUUUGUUUAUUCGGAGUUUGUGGUUGAGGUUUAUAAUUAAAUUGUGUUUUGUAAAACAUAGAAGUUUCGGUUGUAACUUGUAAACCAUAUAGGAUUGUGUGCGUCCAAUGGGCUUGGCAUCUGUGAAAGCUUCAUGGCAUCUAAACCAGUCUUCUUUUCAAUGGGAAAUUUUAAAUUGCCUUUUCUAGUCAUCUUUCAAACGUGGAUUCAUUUAUUUUUGAUGCGUUUAUCAAAGUUUUAAAGAGUACCUGUAUCCAAAGGUGAUGAUUUGGGCGAGCAUGUAUCUUAAUAAUGAUUUAGCGGCACCCUUAACUUUCUGUUAGAAACCGUUUAUCGGUCAACUGCAGAGCAAAAUUUGAUUUUGCAUUGAUGCCAUUAUUAUUUAUUAUGAUUGAAGUAAUCUUAUGCAACAAUCAAGACUACCAGA